Molecule: messenger RNA, 4194 nt
Organism: Lepidothrix coronata (blue-crowned manakin)
Lineage: Eukaryota; Metazoa; Chordata; Aves; Passeriformes; Pipridae
Gene: TRPM8
Product: transient receptor potential cation channel subfamily M member 8
Exons: 28
Coding region: 278-3727 (1149 amino acids)
Biological process (GO): calcium ion transmembrane transport
Cellular component (GO): membrane
Molecular function (GO): ligand-gated calcium channel activity
Source: RefSeq, a predicted model, not a curated record
GUAGCUGCUUCCCUUUCCCAGGCAGAGGGAAAAAUCACCUCUGCAUCAGGACAUCAGCUACAGCAGCUGGUAAAACCUGUAGUUUCCUGCUGAUGACCUGGAUUAGAGCUGUAACUUCAGCCAGCAAUGCCAGGAUCUCCUUUGAGUCCAGCUGACCUGGGUCUCUUUUACGACACCCAAUUGCUCCUCCCAGAAGCUGUUUAUACCUUUUAUUUGCCCUGGAUGGUGUUUCUCUCUUUGGUGUAUCCUGCUGUUGUCCCGGAGUUUCUCGGAGCAGAUGUGGGGCUCCUCAGCAGCUGGAGCAGACCUUAGCCUGGCUGCCAGCCAGGAAUUCCCAACAUGUGGCAUACAGGGCACCAAGUGUCCUUGCUGGUGUCUGGUGAUAGAAAUCUGCUCCUCCGUCCCCCCCUCUGCCGUGCUCCUCCAGGUUUCCAUGGGCACCAUGAGGCACCGAAGGAAUGGCAAUUUCGAGAAUUCCAGGCUCCUGUAUUCCAGCAUGUCCCGCAGCAUAGACGUGGCCUGCAGCGAUGCCGAUUUGGCCAACUUCAUCCAAGAAAACUUUAAGAAGAGAGAAUGUGUCUUUUUUACAAAAGACUCCAAGUCAAUGGGAAACUUAUGUAAAUGUGGAUACCCUGAAAACCAACACAUAGAGGGCACUCAGGUUAACACCAGUGAGAAAUGGAACUACAAGAAGCACACAAAGGAGCUUCCUACCGAUGCCUUUGGGGACAUUCAGUUUGAAAACUUGGGAAAAAGAGGCAAGUACAUCCGCCUGUCGUGCGACACAGACUCUGAAACACUCUACGACCUCAUGACCCAGCACUGGCACCUGAAAACCCCAAACCUCGUCAUCUCUGUCACUGGGGGAGCCAAGAACUUCGCACUCAAGCCCCGGAUGCGCAAGAUAUUCAGCAGGUUGAUCUACAUCGCCCAGUCCAAGGGGGCCUGGAUUUUCACCGGUGGCACUCACUACGGGCUGAUGAAGUACAUUGGGGAGGUGGUCAGAGACAACACCAUCAGUCGCAGCUCAGAGGAGAACGUGGUGGCCAUUGGCAUAGCGGCCUGGGGCAUGAUUUCCAACCGGGACACCCUCAUCCGCGCCGCCGACAGCGACGGGAACUACUUGGCCCACUACAUCAUGGAUGACCUCAAGAGAGACCCGCUGUAUUGCCUGGAUAACAACCACACCCAUCUCCUGCUGGUGGACAACGGCACCCACGGGCACCCGACCACAGAGGCCAAAGUACGGACCCAGCUGGAAAAGUACAUUUCGGAGCGGGUUAUCCCAGAAUCUAAUUAUGGUGGGAAGAUUCCAAUUGUGUGUUUUGCCCAAGGUGGAGGGAAAGAGACUUUGAAAUCCAUCAACGUGGCCAUCAAGAGUAAGAUUCCCUGUGUGGUGGUGGAAGGCUCUGGCCGGAUCGCCGAUGUCAUUGCGAGCUUGGUGGAGGCAGAAGGCACUCCUGCUUCCUCCUGUGUCAAGGAGAGCUUGCUCAGGUUCCUGCCCCGCACCAUCUCCAGGCUCUCGGAAGAGGAGACUGAAAGCUGGAUCAAGUGGAUCAAAGAAGUCCUUGAGAACCCUCAUUUACUGACAGUGAUCAAAAUAGAAGAAGCUGGAGAUGAAAUUGUGAGCAAUGCCAUUUCCUUUGCUCUGUACAAAGCUUUCAGCACCAACGAACACGACAGGGAUAACUGGAAUGGGCAGCUGAAGCUGCUGCUGGAGUGGAACCAGCUGGACCUGGCCAGCGAUGAGAUCUUCACCAAUGACCGGAACUGGGAGUCUGCUGACCUACAGGACGUGAUGUUCACAGCCCUAGUGAAGGACAGGCCCAAAUUUGUGCGGCUGUUCCUGGAAAACGGCUUGAAUCUGCGGAAGUUCCUCACCACAGAGGUCCUGAGAGAGCUGUACACCAACAACUUCAGCAGCCUGGUGUUCAAGAACCUGCAGAUCGCCAAGAACUCCUACAACGAUGCCCUCCUCACCUUCGUGUGGAAGAUGGUUGAGGACUUCCGAAGAGGGGUCAAGAGGGAUUACAAAAACAGCAAGGAUGAGAUGGAGAUACACCUCUCGGAGGAGUGUCCUAUCACAAGGCACCCACUACAAGCUCUGUUUAUUUGGUCAGUCCUUCAGAACAAGAAAGAGUUGUCUAAAGUCAUUUGGGAGCAAACCAGAGGCUGCACUUUGGCAGCCCUUGGGGCCAGCAAGCUCCUGAAAAGCUUGGCCAAGGUGAAGAAUGAUAUAAAUGCUGCUGGUGAGUCUGAGGAACUCGCUAAUGAGUAUGAGACAAGAGCAGUGGAGCUGUUCACCGAGUGCUACAGCAGCGACGAAGAUCUGGCUGAGCAGCUGCUGACUUAUUCCUGUGAAGCCUGGGGAGAGAGUAACUGUCUGGAACUGGCAGUGGAAGCCAGAGACCAGCAGUUCAUUGCCCAGCCAGGUGUGCAGAAUUUCCUUUCCAAGCAGUGGUAUGGAGAGAUUUCAAGAGACACUAAGAACUGGAAGAUCAUACUGUGCCUGUUCUUUUUUCCUUUAAUAGGCUGUGGUUUCAUCUCAUUCAGAAAAAAGCCUGUGGAGAGGAGUAAGAAACUCUUCUUGUAUUACGUGUCUUUCUUCACCUCCCCCUUCGUGGUCUUCUCCUGGAAUGUCAUCUUCUACAUCGCUUUCCUGUUGCUCUUCGCCUACGUGUUGCUUAUGGAUUUCCAGAAGGAACCCACUGCCCUGGAGAUCAUCCUUUACGUGCUGGUCUUCAUUCUGCUUUGUGAUGAAGUGAGACAAUGGUACAUGAAUGGCAGUAAGUAUUUCUCAGAUCUGUGGAAUGUUAUGGAUACACUGGCAAUCUUCUACUUCAUAGCAGGGAUUGUGUUCAGGCUUCACUCUGAUGAAAGCUCUUGGUAUUCCGGGAGAGUCAUUUUCUGUUUGGACUACAUAGUUUUUACUCUGAGGCUGAUCCAUAUUUUCACAGUUAGCAGGAAUCUAGGACCCAAAAUUAUUAUGCUGCAGAGGAUGAUGAUAGACGUCUUCUUCUUCCUCUUCCUCUUUGCUGUGUGGAUGGUGGCCUUUGGAGUGGCCAGGCAAGGCAUCCUGAGGAAGAACGAGCACCGCUGGGAGUGGAUCUUCCGAUCGGUCAUCUACGAGCCCUACCUGGCCAUGUUUGGCCAGUACCCUGAUGAUGUGGAUGGUACCACCUACAACUUUGACCGCUGCACCUUUUCUGGGAAUGAGUCCAAGCCUCUGUGUGUGGAGCUGGAUGCCAACAACCAGCCCCGCUUUCCCGAGUGGAUCACCAUUCCCCUUGUCUGCAUUUACAUGCUCUCAACCAACAUCCUCCUCGUGAACCUGCUCGUGGCCAUGUUCGGUUACACAGUUGGAUCAGUGCAAGAGAACAACGACCAGGUGUGGAAGUUCCAGCGUUACUUCCUGGUCCAGGAAUACUGCAGUCGCCUGACUAUCCCCUUCCCUUUCGUCAUCUUUGCCUACAUGUUCAUGGUGAUGAGGAAAUGUUUCAAGUGCUGCUGUAAGAAGGAAAGCAAAGAGCCAUCCAUUUGUUGCUCAAGAAAUGAGGACAAUGAAAUUCUGGCAUGGGAAGCUGUCAUGAAGGAGAAUUACCUUGUCAAAAUCAAUACCAAAGCAAAUGAUUCAUCAGAAGAGAUGGUGCAUCGAUUUAGACAACUGGAUGCAAAGCUCUCUGAUUUGAAAGGCCUUCUGAAAGAGAUUUCUAGCAAAAUCAAAUGAAUGCAGCUGAAAUCCAAGAGCAGCUACCUGAGCAGAGUACCAGUUCCCGAAGAGUGAUUUCUCUGAGCUGGCAGUAACCACCAAGCAGGAGGGAACUGCUCCACCAGAGCGGCAGUGUCUCGGCAGGAGUCACUACGAUUUUCUUGCUAUUUUUACUUUUUUUGACAAAACAGCCCUCUGUGCUUGUUGCAAGGUGAUGGUAAAGCAUGGGAUGACUGUUUAUGUACUUGCAGGACUCCCAUGUUACCCAAACUCUCCUUUUUCUCAUCUUCUCCCAAGUCCGGUGGCAGCAAUUAGUCCUUGUCAGCUGCUGUUACAAAGCACUCCUAAUUCCGAGAGUUCUGCUGCUGUUGCCAAAAUGACUUUGCUUUUCCAUUUCACUCAGAGGGGCCUGUUCUUGGUUUUUUUUUUAACCACUAAUUGCUUGUCAUAAGGAAUCAAUGUCCCUUCCCAUUCCUCUGUGUCAC